GAUACGUACGAAUGAGCGCUUCUGCUCGCAUUUAAAUUCGGAAGACGGUUAUUUUUGUCAUGUAAAUAUAAUUUGCAACGACGUGACGGAAAUCGAGUUUCUUCACGCGAUAACGUUCUCAUAAUAACGAACGCUCCCUCGACGAACGUUACGAAAUUUGUGAAACAAACAAGAUAUUCUUGAAACAUUACUUACAAUUGAUCGUUAUUUAUUUUUAGUGCAAGUUGGUGAUGUUGAACAUCACGAAUUUAUUUUUUGUUGUUUAAUUGAAUCUAGUCGUAAAUUCGACAAAAAAACAUCUGUGGGAUUUAUCUACUGUGUCAAAUUGGUAGAAGAUAAUUAGUUGAAGACAUAAUGCAGUUCAUUAUGAAUUCCAAGUUCCUGCUGCUGAUGUUUAUCAUGUUGUUUUGUUGUAAAAUUGGAAGUACAUCGAUACUGGAUUGGAUGUGGCAGUCAAAAACAGAUGAUACCACAGUUAUAGUUGCCGAUGGUGUGCCUCUGGUCUCAAUUCCCUACGAAUCAAUGACAGAGGAUGAGAAAUUUUUGCAAGAAGCUGCUAAAUUUACAAAUAUUCAAGUGUCCUCUCCUUUGGAAAUUUGCCAGCAUAAGGUGAUCAUGAAAAUCAAAACCUCCUGUUCUGAUAUGACAGAAGAAGAGUUAGCUAAGCUAAGUGUCAAUCUUCUCAAUUGCCAGUCAGCAGUUGAGGGCAGGAAAGUAUUUCCUUGCACUGAAGAAAUGUCACUUAAACAAUGCACAACGGACAUGGAUGCCGACAUGUGGAAUGCUUAUCAUUUAAUGAGUAACAGAGCUAGGGCAGUUUGUUACGCGGCUCGAAGUACACAAUUUCGUGCUCUUACAGAGUUGACAGUUAACAAACUGAUGCAGUCUGCACAUUCUCAAAUUGAGGCAUUGAGCUCGUUGAAACAAAGUCAGGAUCGUUUGGAGGAACAAACAGCAGAGGCUCUGUCCUCGUUGUCCGAAGGAAACAAGGUACUCUUGGAACAACAGAGUUAUCUUAAGGACGCACAGUCAACAGCUCACAACAUAAUAACAACAAAUCUACGAGAAUUGAACAAUGAGAAGGCAUUAAUACGAUCCGGGCACGCUCAGCUCGCAACUAUGGCGGAAGAUAUAAAGAAAAAACUAGAAAAAGCACAUCAAGAUCUCGAGGAGCAGGCGAUGGAGCGUGGGGAAAAUCAUCGGGAGUUGCUGCAAGAUUUGAUGAGAAUACAAGAACAAUCGCAAGCGAUAUGGGAGAAGAUCGAAUCGAGCACUAAUCGCAUAUUGGAGCAACACGAGGAAACCAUUGAAAAAUAUGAGGAAACGUUUCAGAAACUUGAACAGAUUAACAAUACCAUUCAGUACAUUUGGGAUCUCACCAACGUGAUGCGCACAGAAGUGGAUCAGAAGUUGGCAUGGAUCGCCGCCUACAUCGGCGAUACCGGCGAACAAAUGCAGAGAAUGUAUCGCGUAUCUUUACACGUUGUAUACAUAUUGAUAGCGAUGAUAGUUGCCGCGUUUUUACAAGCGCCACUUUUGACCAGAGUCACCAUCAUGAGCAUCGUACCGAUCAAUGUCGCAACCUACUUAAAGCACGGCCUGGAAGCUUGUCUGGAUUUUACUUCUAUGACAGUAUUGAUAUUCUUGAUCACCGCAAUGCAUUACACAAUGAUGGGAAUACAACGCGCGUUUCGGUCGAGAGGUCAACAGAAAACGACGACAGAACCGGUUAAGAUAGUUCAUCAAAACGGACAUUCGAACGGAGAUGCGUACAAAUACACCUCGUCGUCGUAUUCCAAUUCCGCUUCGAUGCGACUGCACAAAAAAGUGAUAACAAAAGUACAGGAACUCUACAAUCUCAUUAUUUCGCAAAUAAACCGCUGCACAGAAAAAAUCAGUGCCUUGAUGAGAUCGAUCGUGUCGUGGGGUCAGUACAGUCUGAGCGCGCACGAAGAGCUUUCCUGUUCCUACUUGCCGUCGAAGAAGCACGACGAGGUCAUUUACACGUACGAAGAAGCAACUCCGAGUACGAUGUCGGAUUCGACGCAACGUGAUUCUUACAAUUCAAAGACAAUGGAGGAAGACGACGAGGAAGAAAAUGACAUAAACAACAUAGUGGACGUAUUCGAACUAAAACGUCGCAUGCGUAAGGAUACGUCGCGUUCCCGAAGCAAUACUCCGUUUACAUCGCCGAAGGUUCCUUGCAUGGGUAUUACGCGAGCUGGCAAAAGGUGUCGGUCAUUUACUUCAGCCGGACAAUUCUACUGUUAUCGUCAUGCUACUGGCACGUCCAUUAUUGGUGACAAUUACGAGAAUUGAAACGCGCGAAUAUAGUUUUUUUUUUACUGAAAGUUUAGUAAACUUCACUUCGCCGACGAGUAAAAAAAAGAGUUAGUUUAGUUUUAGCUAGUUUAGUUUUUUUUUCUUAAGUAAGUUUGGUUUUAAAUGUACAGUCGAAUUAUUGUUAGAAAAACACGUAGUUUUCUUUUUACAUAUGGAUUUUAGCGCGCAAGCGAUUUAUUCAAACGCAGCUGUAGAAUAAAUUUCCUCUUCAGGGUCCAUUACGAUAGUUACAAUUCAAUCGGUGAGCGAUACUGUGUAUCGUUCGUUAUUUUAUUGCGACUUGCAAGGUAAGAUAAACUCGAGAUCUUGAUAUAAAAUAUCAACAAAAAAAAUUUAGAUCAUGAUAUUUUAUACAAAUGAUGCAAAUGUUUUGACAAAAUUUUAGUAUUGAUUUAAUGUAACUACACUGUAUAUGUAUAUAUAAUUCGUAGUUUUUAAAUUGCGUUUUAAAUAUUUGUUCAGUGGUAGGGGAAAGUCGUACGUAAAAGUAAAAACGUUUAUAUAAAAAUAAAAUUGUAUCAUUGUUUAUAUUUUUGUGUUACUUAUAAAAAAAAUUUGUAUUUUCCAGAGACACAGGCUCUAAUUAUCAUAUACUUUCUUUGUAGUAGAAAAAAAAAUUUUUUUUUUUUUUGCGCUUGUACAGCGCGCGUGUAAAUGAUAAAAUAGUUUAAUAAAUACGAUACGUGUGUGUGUGUACGAUAUACAAUGUAAUAUUUUUCGAACACAUCGAAGAGUACAAACUUGAUAUAAUGAAUUGUUCUGUAACGCACGUGUACUUGAAACUUUAUAACGUGAUAAAAAUACAAAUCUACGUUUAUACUAUCUGCAACAUUGUGCGAGAAAUUCUUUUAGAAAUAUCACAAGCGAGUGAGAUAUGUGUGUGUUUCCUUUCUUCAUUCACAGAUUGCCAUGUUGAAUUGCGUGCACACAGCGUCGCUUGUCAGUUCCAGAAAGUUUGUAUGAGUAUUCAGACCGGCGCCUACCACCAAAUUGUGCAGAUUGCAGUAAUUUGCGCCGUGGUCAAAUAGUAUAAACCAUGC
This is a messenger RNA of Pseudomyrmex gracilis, 3383 nucleotides long. RefSeq names its product protein brambleberry-like. The record is from RefSeq and is a predicted model, not a curated record. The coding region runs from base 355 to 2319 and encodes 654 amino acids. The transcript is spliced from 9 exons. Lineage: Eukaryota; Metazoa; Arthropoda; Insecta; Hymenoptera; Formicidae.